UUAAUCAGCUUUACAAAAUGGAUCCAGAGAUCUUCACAACAUGGUGCAAUAUUCUUAAGCGUGUACCAAAUAGUGCCUUAUGGCUUCUGAGAUUUCCUGCUGCUGGCGAGAGUAAUGUGCGAGCCUUUGCUGCUGCACAGGGUGUUCGACCUGAACAGAUUAUUUUCACUGAUGUAGCUGCUAAGAGUGAACAUAUACGUCGCAAUGCAUUGGCUGACCUUCUCCUUGACACGCCAUUAUGCAACGCACACACUACUGGCACAGAUAUUCUUUGGGCUGGUCUGCCUAUGAUAACUUUGCCUCUUGAAAAGAUGGCUACACGGGUGGCUGGAUCUUUGUGUCAUGCCACAGGCUGGAUCUUUUAACCUGCGAAGGAGGGU
Cryptomeria japonica (Japanese cedar) is the source of this 380-nucleotide messenger RNA. RefSeq names its product probable UDP-N-acetylglucosamine--peptide N-acetylglucosaminyltransferase SEC. Gene Ontology annotation, molecular function: protein N-acetylglucosaminyltransferase activity. Gene Ontology annotation, biological process: protein O-linked glycosylation. The coding region runs from base 18 to 365 and encodes 115 amino acids. The transcript has a single exon. The record is from RefSeq and is a predicted model, not a curated record. Lineage: Eukaryota; Viridiplantae; Streptophyta; Pinopsida; Cupressales; Cupressaceae.